Parnassius apollo (apollo) is the source of this 333-nucleotide messenger RNA. NCBI's taxonomy places the organism in Eukaryota, Metazoa, Arthropoda, Insecta, Lepidoptera, Papilionidae. The record is from the annotation of a GenBank genome assembly.
AUGAAAGGUGAUUCCGGAUAUCCCUUGGAGCCAUUGCUCCUCACACCGAUCCUUAAUGCUGAAGAAAACACACCUCAAAGUCGAUAUACCAAUACCCAUAUAAGGUCAAGGAACAAUAUUGAGAGGUGUUUCGGCGUUCUUAAGUCAAGGUUUCGAUGCUUACUAAGAAAAAUGGAGUAUGAACCAACAAAAGUAGGCUGCAUUGUAAAUGCAUGUGCAGUUUUACACAAUGUGUGCAUAACAGCAGGACUUAGUAUUCCCGACAUAGUUGAUGAAGAAGCUUUAGCACCAGACGCGAGUACAGCAGAUCAUUAUAGAGAGAUACAAAUAUGA